This is a messenger RNA of Chiroxiphia lanceolata (lance-tailed manakin), 3966 nucleotides long. It is a transcript of the gene ELOVL4, whose product is annotated as ELOVL fatty acid elongase 4. The coding region runs from base 237 to 1181 and encodes 314 amino acids. Gene Ontology annotation, cellular component: endoplasmic reticulum membrane; endoplasmic reticulum. NCBI's taxonomy places the organism in Eukaryota, Metazoa, Chordata, Aves, Passeriformes, Pipridae. Gene Ontology annotation, molecular function: fatty acid elongase activity. The transcript is spliced from 6 exons. The record is from RefSeq and is a predicted model, not a curated record. Gene Ontology annotation, biological process: fatty acid elongation, monounsaturated fatty acid; very long-chain fatty acid biosynthetic process; sphingolipid biosynthetic process.
GAGCUGCGGAGCCGCCGCCGCCCCCCGCCUCCGCGCCCUCCACCCUGCCCGCGGGGCACGGGAGCCGGUGACGGGAGCGAGGCGGAGUCUGGAGGGAAGAUACCGAGAGAUAGAGAUUUAAAUCACAUCCCCGGCUGUAGAAGGGGCAGCAGCAGCAGCAGCCCCGGCGCAGAGGUACGGACGCACGCGCCGAGACAGGUCUGCCGGCUCCGCCGCCGCUGCUGCUGCUGCUCAUCAUGGGUGCCGCCGCCGCCGAGCCCCCCAGCGCCAUGGGCCUCGUGUCCAGCGUGGUGAACGACACCCUCGAGUUCUAUCGCUGGACCUGGAGCAUCCGAGACAAACGUGUUGAUGAUUGGCCCUUGAUGCAGUCUCCAUUUCCAACACUGACUAUAAGCACUAUUUAUCUCCUCACUGUCUGGCUGGGCCCCAAAUGGAUGAAGACGAGAGAGCCCUUCCAGUUACGCUUCCUGUUGGUUGUUUACAACUUUGGAAUGGUUCUGCUCAACUUCUUCAUUUUCAAAGAGCUGUUCUUGUCAUCAAGAGCUCGAGGGUACAGCUAUGUCUGCCAGACUGUGGAUUAUUCAGAUAAUGUUUAUGAAGUUAGGAUAGCUGCUGCUUUAUGGUGGUAUUACGUCUCUAAAGGAAUCGAAUAUUUGGAUACAGUAUUCUUUAUCCUGAGGAAGAAAUUUAACCAGAUUAGUUUUCUUCAUGUCUAUCACCAUUUCACCAUGUUCACCUUGUGGUGGAUUGGUAUUAAGUGGGUUGCAGGUGGGCAAGCUUUUUUUGGAGCUCAAAUGAAUGCAUUUAUUCAUGUCAUUAUGUACAUGUAUUAUGGAUUAGCAGCUUGCGGCCCUAAAUUUCAGAAGUACCUGUGGUGGAAACGAUACUUGACCAUAUUGCAAUUGGUGCAGUUCCAUGUGACUAUUGGCCACACAGCCUUGUCUAUUUAUAUUGAUUGUCCUUUCCCUAAAUGGAUGCACUGGGGUGUCAUUUUCUAUGCUGUCACCUUCAUUUUCCUGUUUGGUAACUUCUACUAUCGGACAUAUAAGCUGCCCAAGGAACCUGUAAAGAAUGGAAAAAUAGCAAAUGGUGCUGUUGCAAAUGGAGUAAGCAAACCAGAAAAUAAUGCAGUGGUGGAAAAUGGAAAAAAGCAGAAAAAGGGAAAAGCAAAAGGAGAGUAACUUGAUCCAGGCCUUAACCGUUGUUGGCAGUGAGGAACCUCCGGUUUGGUUUAUAAAAGGAAGAAAAAAACACUAUCUGUACCAAUUAACCUUAGGUUACUGAAGAGCUAGAACACAGAUAUUUUCAUUAUUUAUGAAGAUUGUUUUAAGAACAACACUAAAGUUGAAUUUCUAUUGUAAUUAUGUAAUUAUCAUGCAUAUGGUCUCUGUGUAAACUUGUAGACUGCUGGUGUUGGUGAAUGUAAGGAAGAAUUGCAGUUGAUUCCAUGUUUAGCAGUCCAAAAGUUAAUACUACCAUUGGUAAAGGCAGUUUUGUUGGCACCCACAUUUCUUUGGGGGGGAGGGGAAGGAAGUAGCGUUUGGAUACUUGUGUUUUCCUUCCAGAAAACUAUUAAAUUUCAAAUUAUGAUAUAUUAUCUAAUCAGAAUGUGCAACUUUUCUUGUCCUCCUUGGAGGGUAUCUUCAGACGCAUUAUGUGCUGUCAGAACAGUGUUUGAAUUUUCAGACAUUACUUGAUUUAAUUGAGUAUCUGUUACAGUUUGGUUUUUGUUUUAUUUUUUUUUCUUGUGUGGAAAUAUACCUACCUCUUCAUCUGCUGAAAAGAAUAUUGAGCAUUAAAUAACUGGUUUCUGAAAUAUGGAGUCUUCUAAUCUAAAUAUCUGUUAACACUAAUUCAGAAGAAAAUGAUUUCCUGUGGGAGUAAAAGGGAUUUUUUGUGGUAUUUUUUGAUCAAGUCAUCAAUGACCUUUUUUAAUGUAAACUGAAAUUUUGGAACAGUACUUUUAGUAUAGCUAAAUCAAGGAAACAUUUUAAGAAUAUAUCAAUAUGAAAGAAUAUAUUGUUUGAAGCAAUCAGUAAAAGUAGGCUUGCUGCUUGUUUUUCAUGACCUGCAUUAAACCUGUGGUGCUGACUGAUACUGAAAGUGGUAAGAUAAUGUUAUGGUGGAAAGAAAACAACAACAUGUAAUUCCAUUUAGAAAUGCUGCGUGCAUGAGCAGUCAUGCUAUCUACAAGACCAUCACUGUACUGGGAGAGGAAUUGGGAUUAAAAGUACUAAAUACAGCAAACAUAAAACGUUGAAAAUGCUGUUACUGCUGGAUACCUGUCAAAACUCAAUUUGUUAGACACUUGCAAAGUAUUGCUGGUAGACGGGCCACCAUUUUUAGUCAAAACUGCUAAAAUAAGGAGAAACCUUUUAGAUGGAUGUUCAUUUGCAUGUUAUAUAAAGGACUUUUUACUGUUCCUUUUGGAAAGAAAAUAGAGAAAGAGUUAUUGGCCUUUUGAAUUCUGUGAUUACUAAGAGAUGUUUUGAGCUACUCAGCAUGCAGUGAGUAUAGGACAGAGAUGGAAUUAGAAACCAUGUCCUGAACUCCUGUGUUCCUUCCUCAUCACUUUAUGAGCUGCAUUGUUGCUGUCCAAAAGCAUUCCCCCCAGCCCUGGUCAAAAACAUGUUCACAGGUAGCAACAACCUUGCAUCUGUCAAGUGGCACUAUUAUUGCAGGAAAAAGUACAUGGAGCUGGAGAUGUAAAGUGUGUGACACAUUUAAUAGAUUUUUGCAUCUCAAUUAUCCAUUCAUCUGUUUAUAGUGCACAAGCAGGUCACAUCUUCUAUGUCUCAGAUUUGUCUCUUUUCUCUGUACACAAAAAAAAAAAAAUCUAAGCCCAAAAAACAGGUCCUAGGAAAAAAAUUUUGGAUAUAGUCUGUUGUAUUCCAAACUAGUUUGUAAUGCUGGAGUUGGUUCAGCUGAAAGGUGGUUCAUCCAUAAUCGCCACCACUGUGGAUUUUAUGGCAGGAUAUAGAAUUGUGAAAGAAUGUCUGCUGAACUGUAAUGUAUGUGACCAUUAAGUUUCUAUCUGUUGUGUCUUGUGAUUCUUCCAGCCUUUGUGCUGAUGCUUUUUGCAUUUGCAUAACUCUAUGUAUUUUUGUAGUGUAGCAUGAGGAAGAGGGACAGCGAUCUAUGCUUCCUUCUUGGACAAAUGCCACUACUCUUAACCAAGCCAAAAUGCUGGCUGACUCGGUGACUUUGGAGUAGCUAAAGGAGUAAAUAACUACAAAGCAAAUUUACAGCAGACCUGCUACUCCAAGGUAAUGGGUGGUGUGAAUACACUUACCCUACUGUAAAUUCAAGGUAGUUUGCCUCACUUUGAUUAAAGGGUAACUUCUUUUUAUUUGCCAUGGGAUGUGAGCAGCUAACUUUCAAUCUGUAUCAUUCCUUGAAUUAUGUUAAAUUGGUUACAUGCUCUAUCGUUCUUUCGAUAAGCCAGAUCAGAUAAACUGAUACUCUUAGUGUGAUCUAGCUCUGUAAGAGCAUACUGAGGAGUAUUCCAGUACAGGUUCAAUUAUGUCUUUGCUACACUUUCUAAAUUAAGGAUUAUAUCUUGCAUAAUGGCAGAUAUUUAAAUAACUGAAAGUUAAAUCUUUCCUUCCCUCAUCAUGCAUGGAAGUGGCUUAAAUUGAUUAAAACUUGAACCUUAUUAGCAGAACUUGAGUAGGAACUUACUGUCAAACUCUGGGGCAAUUGUUAACUUCUAAGAAAAAGUGAAAAAGCACAUUGUGAGAAUGCAUGGGUACAUAAACAUCAUGUUGUCUGGCCCUGUGCAUAAAACCAGUUUGAGAGAUCACCAUUUCAUGGGGAAAAAAAAGUUAAUUGCUGGAACACUGCUGUUUCGAGUACAUCUUCUGCAAUAUGACUUUCCUAGCUCUAAUAAUGAUAUAUUUGAUUGUUUGUGUAACUAAAGUCCCGUUACAAUCUUGAAUAUAAUGGCCUUAUUAAAUGUGCAUUUUU